ACAUUAACGCCGGUCUAGUUGGCCGCCGAUCGAACGGCACACGGCAUCAGUGCAUCACUAGUCGUCGGAAUCGCCUUUUCGACUUGUCACAUUCUCGACCUCUGAAGUUUUUCUCAAGUACAGCGAUCACUUAUUUGUAUAGAUUUUUUCUCAAAUCUAUAUCACGUUAAAACAUCGUUGAUCAUGCCUAGCGCUUCAAACGAUCGCCUCCAUAUACCCGGGGACAACUUGGAAAACGAGAAUCCAGACAACGAUGAACAAAUACAAAUGUUACAACAAUUAGAAACAAGCGACAGUGACACUUGGUCGGAGAACGACAUACCGCCGGGAGCCGACGGAUUAAGCGAAGACGAAGACGACGAUUUACCCGUCAACCAACCCGUUUCCGACAAUAAUAGUGAAUCGCAGGACGCAUUCAGCGAUUCGCCAUCAUUCAUGGAAAUAGAUGAGCCAUCCGACACGGAAAUCCUCGAAUCCAUAGAAGCGGCUAGGGGAACUACUUCGAACGCGAGCGCUGGUCGUAAUCGUGGUAGGAAUGUUGCCAGAAGAGGACGCCAAAGACGACACCCAACCCUUCAUUACAUACGUACGCCGUUCGAACGCGGUGUGACGUUUAAUGGAUUUGCCAGGAACCUCAUACCGGAAAGAAUCACGGGAUAUAUGAUCGAACGUCAAAGCGAAACGAUAUUAUAUUACAUUAAAUGGCGCAACGACGAUAAUAGGAUCAGACUCAUCGAGUCGAGCCUUGUGCGGAGAUACUGUCCCCUUUUGAUCGUCAACUAUUACGAGGCAUUGAUGAUUCACGAUCAUUCUUAAGUGUGCCAAGUCUGUUUUAAUUAAUUACGAUUCUACUAUGCCUAUGUGUU
Messenger RNA from Melanaphis sacchari, 866 nucleotides. RefSeq lists its product as uncharacterized. Lineage: Eukaryota; Metazoa; Arthropoda; Insecta; Hemiptera; Aphididae. The transcript is spliced from 4 exons. Bases 184 to 816 code for a protein of 210 amino acids. The record is from RefSeq and is a predicted model, not a curated record. Gene Ontology annotation, cellular component: nucleus.